Messenger RNA from Leptosia nina, 477 nucleotides. NCBI's taxonomy places the organism in Eukaryota, Metazoa, Arthropoda, Insecta, Lepidoptera, Pieridae. The record is from the annotation of a GenBank genome assembly.
AUGAUCUUAGCCACCGUAGACGUAUCUAAUGGGGGUAUAAGGUAUAAUAUAGUAUUCCUUUGGAAGCUCAGAAUACAUUGCGAGCGCAAAUUAGACCUGUCGCCGGCACUUAAGCCGCAGUCCGUCGGGUUCACCUCGACGCGUCUUCAAACAAAGGAGUGUUUUUGUCACGCGGCGCCACCCUCCCGCCGUGAGUCGUGUCCGUGGCGACGAGCGGCCGCGAGCGUCAGGCCGGCCGCGGAUCGAUAUCGCUCGAGAUCUCGGCCUACGCGCCCGCCUCGCCGGCCAUUUGCCUACCUCGACGCCUCAGGCUCGUGUGUACAUAACCCGCCACCCACCACCCCGGACCGAUACACCCCCGCAGAUUACCGCCUACAAAGCAAACUUCAUUGGUACGUGCAUGCAAUAUGCGCAAGGAGCACGCCAGAAUUGCGCCUCGGACCUCCACCCAUCCAGAUUGCUUUGAUACCCGAGUGA